Spirometra erinaceieuropaei is the source of this 1752-nucleotide messenger RNA. NCBI's taxonomy places the organism in Eukaryota, Metazoa, Platyhelminthes, Cestoda, Diphyllobothriidea, Diphyllobothriidae. The record is from the annotation of a GenBank genome assembly.
AUGAUUAAUCCAAAAAUCCUUUACAGCUACAUAAGACAGAGCACACGGAACAAAGAUCCUGUCCCACUGCUGCGAACGGCUGAGGGUGUGGAAAUUUCCGGUGACAAGGAUAAGGCUGAACAUCUCUCUCAGUUCUUCCGGUCAGUCGUGACAAGUGAACCUGCUUUUUCCUCACCCGCUUAUGAAGACGAUGAAACACCUACCCUCGAAGCCGUCUUCUUCACCGAAACAAUUGUUCGGAAUGAGUUACUAAACCUAAAAGAAUCGACCUCCCCAGGCCCUGAUGCAAUCCCAGCCAAGCUGCUGAAGGAACUAGCUUCCGAAAUGUCCAAGCCGUUAGCCUUGAUCUUUCAAACGUCAUUUGUUACUGGAUGCCUGCCCUCUGACUGGAAGUCCGCUACCAUCACUCCACUUUUUAAGGGUGGAAGUCGUGCGUCUGCGAAUAACUACAGGCCAGUGAGUCUUACCUCCAUCUGUUGCAAAAUCAUGGAGAAGAUCAUUAAGAAGGCCUUGGUGCAGUUCCUUGAGCAGCACCAUCUCCUUUCUGAUGCCCAACAUGGCUUUCGAAGAGGUAGGUCCUGCCUCACGAAUCUGCUCUUUACGCUCGAACGCUGGACCAAAGCACGUGAUGAAGGCAAGGUGGUGCACGCCAUCUACAUCGACUUCAAAAAGGCUUUCGACAGCGUUCCUCAUCAUCGUCUCUUGUACAAACUGCGCAACGCUGGAAUUCGUGGACGCCUUCUUGUAUGGAUCCAGAGCUUUUUGGCUGGACGGUCCCAGAUAGUGCAGGUCGGGCGUCAACAGUCCUCUGAUGUAAGAGUGGUGAGUGGCGUCCCACAGGGCUCAGUCUUAGGUCCCACGUUAUUCCUCGUUUUCGUAAAUGACUGCGUCAAGGACCUAGACUGUGAUGCCAUCCUGUUUGCCGACGACAUAAAAUUGUGGAAAGUUAUUCACGAUGCGGCAGACGCAGACCACCUGCAAGCAAACUUGAACAGGCUCGAAGACUGGUCGAAGCGCUGGCUUAUGCCCUUCAAUAUAAGCAAGUGUAACUUUCUUCAACUCGGCGGCUUCAGAGCCCCCAGCCCCAGGACCUACUUUCUAAACGGCACACCACUGCAACAGGUUGACAGUCAGAAGGAGCUGGGUGUAUGGAUUACAUCUUCACUCAAACCAACACUGCACUGCGCGAAGGCGGCUAAAUCGGCUACGGCUACAUUGCAACUCAUUAGGCGAGCAUUUAUGGGAUUUGACCCUGACUGCUUUUCCAAAAUAUUUGGCACCUUCGUGCGACCUCAUCUAGAAUACGCCAUACAGACGUGGAGACCCUGGACUGCCAAAGAUUAUACCGUCUUGGAGACGGUCCAGAGACGGGCGACCAAAAUGACACAAGGUCUGGGAGCACUGCCCUAUGAAACCAGACUGUCAAUCCUCAACCUGUUUCCCCUUUCCUACAGGCAAUUACGUGGUGACCUUAUAUUGACAUUUCGCAUCAUCAAAGGCCUAGACUGUUGUUUAGAUCCCACUGAUUAUUUCACCCAAGCUAACACGCCCAAUUUGCGCGGUCAUCCCCUAAAACUACGCGCAGGGAAAUCAAGAACCAAUGGACGAAAGUCCUUUUUCAGUAACAGAGUGGUUGCAGCCUGGAAUUCCCUACCUACCGAUGUUGUAACCUCCUCCUGGGUGAACUCCUUCAAGUGUAGACUUGACCUGCAUCAGGCUUCCCAAUUACCACCCCCACAUCCACUCACAUAA